This is a messenger RNA of Argentina anserina (silverweed cinquefoil), 2142 nucleotides long. RefSeq names its product probable LRR receptor-like serine/threonine-protein kinase RKF3. Bases 77 to 1990 code for a protein of 637 amino acids. Gene Ontology annotation, biological process: protein phosphorylation. Gene Ontology annotation, molecular function: ATP binding; protein kinase activity. The record is from RefSeq and is a predicted model, not a curated record. Lineage: Eukaryota; Viridiplantae; Streptophyta; Magnoliopsida; Rosales; Rosaceae. The transcript has 2 exons.
UCCGGCCGUGGACUACUCCCCCCUCACUCUCCCCACUCCUCCUCCUCCAUGAAACCCUAAUCCCCAUCUCUCUACCAUGUCGCCCCAUCUCCUCUUCUUCCUCUUUUCACUAUCUACACUCUCCUUAUUCUCUCGACUAGUUCUCUCCCAGCAAAACGCCACCGUCCCCUGCCCGCUCAACUUCACCAUCCUUGAGCAGUUCGCCGAAUCCAACCGCCGCCAAUACGACUCCAAAAUCGAGUGCCAGUACAUCAUCCAAGGCCUCCGCCUCGUCGACUCCCACUACCUCCAGCUCACCGGCAACUUCCUCCCCCCUCUCAACGCCGCUGCCUCCUGCUGGUCCGCCUACCAGUCUCUCGCUGAUCAAUUCGUCCCCGGCUUCGACAUUCGCACCUCCUGUGGCUUCCAGACCUCUUGGAUCUCCCAGGGCUGCAUGAACCUCACCACCAAAGCCGACUUCGAAACCCUCGUCGGCCCCACCGCCCUCGCCGCCGUCGUCUCCAACUGCAACCAGUCCCUCGAGAACAAUUCCCCCUGCGCCGCCUGCACCACCAGCCUCUCCAGCCUCUCCGCCACCUACCUGACCGGCAACUCCACCGGCAACGUCUCCGGCUGCACCGCCUACCCCUCCAUCUACGCCGCCGCGUUCGCCAACCCCUACGGCCCGGCCGACCACGGCAACGCCAAGUGCUUCUUCCAGCUCGAUUUCACGGUGGCCGGCCCCGGUAAGAAGAAACGGACUCUGAUUGUGAUUGUGUUAGUCGCUUGUGGUUUCGGGCUGUUGUUCUUGAUCGGCGGGGGUUGGUUUGCAUGGCAUAAAUAUGAAGAGUAUAUGAUUAAGAAGAGAAGGAAUGAUGCUAAUGAGAAAAUUGAGCUGGGGUUAGGUAAUGCAUUAGAGUCGAUUAGUGGGAGUACUACUUUGGUUAAGUUCACAUUUGAUGAAAUUAGUAAGGCAACCAAGAAUUUCGCUAGGGAGAAUAUUAUAGGGAGAGGAGGCUAUGGGAAUGUGUACAAGGGCGUGCUGGCUGAUGGCUCCGAAGUUGCGCUGAAGAGGUUCAAGAAUUGCUCGGCUGCAGGGGAUGCGAAUUUCGCGCACGAGGUUGAGGUGAUUGCGAGUGUGAGGCAUGUGAAUCUUGUGGCUUUGAGAGGGUAUUGUACUGCGACUACGCAUUUGGUGGGGCACCAGAGGAUUAUUGUGUGUGAUUUGAUGAAGAAUGGGAGUCUGCAUGAUCAUUUGUUUGGGACGUUUGAGAAUAAGCUUAGUUGGCCGAAAAGGCAGAGGAUUGCGCUGGGGACUGCGAGGGGGUUGGCUUAUUUGCAUGAUGGAGCUCAGCCGUCAAUCAUUCAUAGGGAUAUUAAAGCAAAUAACAUUCUUUUGGAUGAGGAUUUUGAGGCCAAAGUGGCGGAUUUCGGACUUGCAAAGUUUACGCCUGAGGGGAUGACGCAUUUGAGUACUAGGGUGGCUGGAACGAUGGGUUAUCUUGCUCCAGAGUAUGCAUUGUAUGGGCAGUUGACAGAGAAAAGUGAUGUUUAUAGCUUUGGUGUUGUGAUGCUUGAGCUUUUGAGUGGAAAGAAAGCGCUACAUGUUGAUAAUGAAAACCAGCCAUCACUUGUGACAGAUUGGGCAUGGUCCUUGGUGCGUGAAGGAAAAGCGCUGGAUGUCAUUGAAGAUAUGCCAGAGAAGGGUCCAACUGAAGUUCUGGAGAAGUAUGUGCUGGUUGCUGUUCUAUGUUCUCACCCACAGUUGUAUGCCAGGCCUACAAUGGAUCAAGUUGUAAAAAUGUUGGAAACAGACUUGUCAGUUCCCUCAAUCCCGGAACGGCCAAUUCCCCUUGUGGCUGAGAUUGAUGAUAUAGGAAGAUACAGCAGCAGUGGCUCAAUUCAGCUCUCUGGCACAGCCGGCUUCCAGACUUACACAUUUGAAAGUAGCCUUCCGCGUGACCAUAAGGGAGACGGAGAAAGUUCAAGUUCCACAACUGAAGGGAGGUGACUCCAGCAAGAGAUAAGUAUCGACUCUUUGAUAGAGAAUUUCCACUAAUGGUGAUUCAGAUACGUCGUGGGAGUUGUGUAAAUCGGGGAGACAUGGCGAUCAAAGAGGAUGUGGAGAAUGUUGUGCAGGAGAACAUAAGGGAGCCACUCAUG